AUGGCAACCGCAUCACCAGCUCCCCGGACCCCGGGUCGGACUCAGCCUUCCGCAGAAGUCCCUCCUGUCGUCACGGAGACCACCAAAGACCAACGCAGAACAUCGUCGCUGGGUUUCCUUCGUCGCUCUAAGUCCAUCGAAAUAUUAGGUGAAAGAAGGUCGUCUGGCAGCAAAAACGGCAAGAAGAUGCCAAAGCCUCAACCGACAGAGGAGGACACUCGCUAUCAACGCGAAUCGAUGAUGUUUCAGCAACCCCCCCGUCUUCCAGACCUCUCUCCGGCUCCCGUCCUGGAGACCUUUGGGGGCGAUGAGCGCCAGGACACCGUUGCUGCUCUUUCGAGCCAGCCCGCCCCAUCCCAUCAACAAGCCGUGCCCCGCAGUGCGAUAAGCACGCCUGUUACCCCAGAGCCCAACGACCUCUAUUCACGAGCUGAGAGCAUGACACACCGCGGACGUUAUAGCUACGCGAGCAGCGCAGUCAGUACCGUCAACAACCCCCGUCGGCUGCGUCGACGCAAGGACCCAACUCCAUACAAUGUUCUUGUCAUUGGUGCCAGUAACUCAGGCAAGACCUCAUUCCUCAAUUUUCUCAAAAGUUCUCUGGAAUUGCCACCGCACAAGCACCCCUCUCGCCUACCAGAGGAAGUCGCACAACAAGCUCGUCAAUCCCCCGCCAACGAAGGCUACAUUUCCCACUAUCUGGAAACAGAGAUCGAUGGCGAGCGUGUGGGUCUGACUUUGUGGGACUCUCAAGGGCUGGAGAAGAAUAUUGUUGAUAUCCAAUUACGCGGUGUGAAUGGUUUCCUGGAAAGUAAAUUUGAGGAAACCCUGAGUGAGGAAAUGAAGGUUGUCCGUUCACCCGGAGCUCGAGACACUCACAUCCAUUGCACUUUCUUGAUUCUGGACCCAGUGCGCUUGGAUCAGAACAUAGCGGCUGCCGAGCGGGCUGCACAGGGAACUCCAAGGGCAACCGACACCCCCGUCAUUGGAGUUCUCGACGAGCGCCUUGAUGUUCAAGUUUUGCGAACCAUAGUAGGAAAGACCACCGUUGUCCCAGUCAUCAGCAAGGCCGAUACAAUCACUGCAGCCCACAUGGCAUACCUAAGGAAGGCGGUCUGGGACAGCUUGAAGAAGGCCAACAUCGAUCCUCUGGAGAUCCUUGCCUUAGAUGACCAGGAUGAGUACACGUCUUCCGAGAGCGACGAUGAGGAGAACGAAGAGACGCAAGGCCAAGAUGCGGACCAGCAGGAGGCCGGCGUCCCGCGAUCACCCUCCCAGCGCAGUCAGAGCACGCGCAAGUCUUCUGGAUCCCAAGUCGUGGUUCAACACAUACCUUUCACAACCCUGUCUCCCGACCCCCAUUCUCUAAAGGCCGGCGAUGAGCCUGUUGGACGCAAGUUCCCAUGGGGUUUUGCUGACCCAUAUGACCCCGAGCACUGCGAUUUUCUCAAACUGAAGGAGGCCGUCUUUACUGAGUGGCGGGCUGACCUUCGGGAAGCGAGCCGUGUGGUCUGGUACGAGAGGUGGAGAACUAGCCGCUUGAACCGUAAUGUUGCUGCUGCCGGCAGCGUUGCUCCCCAGAAGAAGCUUUUUGCGGGUAGAACGGGUCCCGAUGUGCGUCGGUUCCGGUAA
Messenger RNA from Aspergillus sclerotioniger CBS 115572, 1632 nucleotides. It is a transcript of the gene aspE, whose product is annotated as septin. Gene Ontology annotation, biological process: cytoskeleton-dependent cytokinesis. The transcript has 2 exons. Gene Ontology annotation, molecular function: GTP binding; molecular adaptor activity; GTPase activity. NCBI's taxonomy places the organism in Eukaryota, Fungi, Ascomycota, Eurotiomycetes, Eurotiales, Aspergillaceae. Gene Ontology annotation, cellular component: septin complex; cell division site; cytosol. Bases 1 to 1632 code for a protein of 543 amino acids. The record is from RefSeq and is a predicted model, not a curated record.